Molecule: messenger RNA, 564 nt
Organism: Plutella xylostella (diamondback moth)
Lineage: Eukaryota; Metazoa; Arthropoda; Insecta; Lepidoptera; Plutellidae
Source: RefSeq, a predicted model, not a curated record
UAGAUGUUUUAAGCACGACCAUGGAUGUAUAUAAGUAGUGGGUACAAUAUACACAAAUCAUCACAAGUCAUCCCGACUCAUUUGUUCUCUGUUUGCGGUUUCACAAUCACAUCUCAAUUAGAAUUAUGACAUCGCUAAAACUCCUUGCGCUAGCCUGCGUGAUGGCGGCGGCACUGGCUGACGACACGUACACAGACAAGUAUGACAACAUCAACCUGCAGGAGAUCCUGGACAACAAGCGGCUGCUCAUGAACUACGUCAACUGUGUGCUGGAGAAGGGCAAAUGCAACGCUGAAGGGAAGGAGCUGAAAGACCAUCUAGAAGAAGCGCUCCAAACAGGGUGCGCGAAAUGCACGGAAGCUCAGAAGAAGGGCGCGCAGACGGUGAUCGAGCACCUGAUCAAGAAUGAGCUGGAGCUGUGGAGGGAGCUGGCCAACAAGUACGACCCCCAGGGCACCUUCAGGAAGAAGUACGAGGACCAGGCCAAGGAACACGGCAUCGUCAUCCCCGACGAGUGAAGAGUGGAGAGAAUGCUUUAGUGAAAUAAAUACUUCCUCAUUUUUA